AUGGCGGCCCCCUCAGGUCUCACAAUUGUGAUCAAAUUAGGAACGAGCUCCAUUGUUGACGAGAAGACUCACGAGCCUAUACUCUCGAUCCUGACAUUGAUUGUGGAAACGGUUGCCAAGCUUCACAGAGAUGGACACCGCGUUGUACUCGUCUCCUCCGGAGCUGUUGGAGUCGGGUUGCGCCGAAUGGAUGUGGACGAAAGGCCAACCUACCUGCCACGGAUACAGGCUCUCGCUGCCGUGGGUCAGUGUCGACUGAUGAGUCUUUGGGACAACCUCUUCUCUCAUCUUCGCGUCCCAGUCGCCCAGAUCCUCUUGACAAGAAACGAUAUUGCCGAUAGAACCCAAUAUGUCAAUGCCCAAAAUACCUUUGGACAGCUGUUCGACAUGGGUGUUAUUCCUAUUGUUAACGAGAAUGAUACCCUGGCCGUUUCUGAAAUUAAAUUUGGCGACAAUGAUACCCUUUCUGCGAUCACAGCGGCUAUGGUCAAGGCCGACUAUCUUUUCCUGAUGACCGAUGUCGACUGUCUGUACACUGCAAACCCCCGCACCAAUCCCAACGCGAAGCCAAUCGAGGUCGUGACCGAUAUCUCCUCCAUCGAGGCCGAUGUCUCGUCUUCAGGAUCCUCCCUCGGCACCGGAGGCAUGAGUACCAAAAUCGUAGCUGCAAAGCUCGGAACCAGUGCAGGUGUGACUACCAUCAUCACCAAAAGCUCAAAACCAGGGAAUGUCCACGAUAUUGUGAAAUAUCUACAAUACAUCGAGGGCCAGGCAAGUGGUUCUGCACUUGACGACGAUGCCGAUACUCCGACUGCACCUCUCCAUACUCGCUUCCUUCGCUCCCAAACCCCCAUCCAAUCACGCACUUUCUGGCUUCUCCACGGACUCUAUCCUCAUGGCACCCUGUACAUCGAUCACGGAGCUUACAGUGCCCUUCUGAACAAUGCCAACCUCCUGCCAGCUGGAGUUGUCGGAGUUGAAGGCCACUUUGGACAGCAAGAAGCCGUCCGACUCGUUGUUGUCGAGCGGCCUCCCCGAGACGCCUUGAAUGGCGAUUUUAUCCACCACAGUGACGAACCGAGGGAGGUUGGGCGAGCGCUGGUGAACUACGGUAGUCUUGAAAUUACGCAUAUCAAGGGCCACCGCAGCUCACAGAUUGAAGCCCUACUUGGAUAUGCUGAUAGCGACUGUGUGGCUAUGCGAGAGAACAUCUCUUUCCACCCGGAGGAGCACAGCCCCGGCCAUACCGUGACGCCCUCAUUAACGCCCGCCUUGGAAGCUUGGAAGAAUCCUUGA
This is a messenger RNA of Penicillium brevicompactum, 1296 nucleotides long. Its product is annotated as glutamate 5-kinase. Gene Ontology annotation, cellular component: cytosol; cytoplasm. The record is from RefSeq and is a predicted model, not a curated record. The transcript has 5 exons. Gene Ontology annotation, molecular function: RNA binding; ATP binding; glutamate 5-kinase activity. NCBI's taxonomy places the organism in Eukaryota, Fungi, Ascomycota, Eurotiomycetes, Eurotiales, Aspergillaceae. Bases 1 to 1296 code for a protein of 431 amino acids.